Messenger RNA from Quercus lobata, 2114 nucleotides. Its product is annotated as RNA-binding KH domain-containing protein RCF3-like. The transcript is spliced from 2 exons. Gene Ontology annotation, molecular function: RNA binding. Bases 1216 to 1863 code for a protein of 215 amino acids. The record is from RefSeq and is a predicted model, not a curated record. Lineage: Eukaryota; Viridiplantae; Streptophyta; Magnoliopsida; Fagales; Fagaceae.
UAGAAUUAUCGGAUGCUUUGGUUGAUGAUGAUUAUUCAAUUUCUUGUGUUAUUGUAUGUUUUAAACCUACCAAAAUAUUAAUGUGAGAGCCCCUCUACAAUGUCAUGCAUAUCAUAUACACUAAUCUGCCCAUGUACAUAUUUGGAUACAAUAUUGUUUGUAUGGACUGUUUAAUUAUCAAUUAGUAAUAGCAGUCCUUAUUGUGCACAAGAAGAAUCCCAAGCUUGUGACUUGAUGAGUUAACACUCUUGUGACCAUUUCAAUCAUAUAUGUUAGAAAGGACUACAAUUUGACAUCUGUAACUUGAAUAGAGUUGGUUAUUAGUACUUAGGUUUGAUAGUUUAACAUAAUUUUGUUGACUGAAUAUUAGUUUUGGUCAACAUUUUAAUCUAUAUUUACUGAUAAUCAGAUGUUUUUAGUUUGCUUCUUCAACUGAAGUUAGAGUUUUGAGGUAAUUGCUAAGGUCAAAGAUUUCCUCAAGGCCAAGGGUAGGGAUAAAAGGUUUUUUUCAACAAUUCUUGUCUUAGUUAGCUUCAACAGAAGGUAGCUAAUCCAAAUUUCAUUCAUUUGAUAAGGAUUCAACAUGUACAUUGUAUAGUAUUGAGGCCAGAAUGUCUUAUUAAUAAAAAUUUGAACAGUGACCAUUUUGUACUGAGAACCUUUUAGAAUUACAGUGCAAGUCAAUACAUUUUAACUUAAUAUCACCUAUGCCUUCUCCCCAACCUCUGUGGAUUUAAUUGAGUCGGAAGCUCUUGAGGACAAUAAUGAUAUUCCAUGUUUUGUCUCAUAGUUUGGACAGAAAAUAUGGUGAAUAUAAACUUCAAUAAUGUUUUGAUUUGGAUAUUGAAUAAUAUCUAUUGCUCAUGUAAUGAUAUCACACUUCUGAACUUGUUUUACUGCUUUACCUGUUGAUUAAUGAGUACAUAUAAGCUCUCUCUAAGUGUUUUUCUGCUGCUUUACAUGUUGAUUAAUUAGUACAUAUAAGCUCUUUCUAAUUAUUUUUCUACCACAUUACCUGUUAAUUAAUUAGUACAUAUAGGCUCUUUCUAAUUGUUUUUCUACUGCUUUACCUGUCGAUUAAUGAGUACAAAUAGGCUCUUUCCAACUAUAUUAUCUUUUUGCAAGUGGUUGACUUCAUUGUUCAGAAGCUUUAUGCAUUGAGAAAACCCAAAACAAAUAUCCAGAUCCUUCAACAGAGUGUUCUUUUAAAGUACAAUGAACUGGUCUGCUAUAAAUUUAGUAGAUAUGUCUGUUCCAUUGACGCCUUCUAAGAGACCACAUGAUCGAAACCUUACAGAGUCAAAUGGGAAAGGAAAGUGGCAAAAGACACACAAACAAUCUGUGAAAUUUGCUCCUGGGAGUGUUGUCUUACGCUUACUCUGUCCUGCUUCCAAAACUGGUGGUGUCAUUGGAAAAGGGGGCAACAUCAUUUCUGAAAUCCGUCAAGAAACUGGCGCAAAGGUCAGAGUUAAGGAAACUAUUCCUGGUUGUGAUGAGAGGGUAGUUGUUAUCUCAGGUUCUGAUAAAGAGAUUGAGGUGAUGACUGAAGCAAGCUGGGAUGAUGGCGGUGAAGAGACAAACAUGGAUGAAAAGAACGAUGAUGAAAAGGAACAGAAUGAAAACAAUGAAGAUAAAGAAUCUGAUGCUGUGGGAGAUGCCAAAUCGGAUAAGGGAACUUCAGCCGUGCAGAAGGCCCUUUUUCUUGUUUUUGAGAGAAUAAUUGAAGGAGAACUAGAGACAGAUGGAGGGGAUGAAGAUGAUAAUAAGUCUUCUUCAAUUGUUUUUAGGCUACUUGUGCUUUCCAAUCAAGUAGGCUGCCUUUUACUUCUAGGGUGGCAGUGUAAUCAAGCAAAUGUCAGCUGAAAGUGGGGCACAAAUACGGAUUCUUCCAAGGGACAAACUUCCUCCAUGUGCAUCCGCUGCUGAUGAAUUAGUUCAGGUAGUUUUGAUGACAUUAUUUGUUAUGUAGUACUAUACUAUAAUUAGUAAUCAGGAAUACUGCAGAUUGUCAGUUACUUGUGCGAAGUUCUAAUGAUUCUAAUUUUAUUGGGUUAACAUCUAAUGCAAAGGCAAUGUCUAUAUUAAUAGUAACCAUGAGUAAUUGAACUCCCUAG